GGGCAGAGGGAACGGGCACAUGGCGGGGGCCUGGCUGUGAGACUCUCUCCAAGACGCUUGAUCUUCAGUCCCGUCCCUUGGCCCCCUACUACCAAAAGGGAGUAUUGAGGACACAACUAGCCCGCGGAGAAGGGUGGGAAGCCAGUCAAUUGUGACGCUUCUCCCCAGCAGGGGGCCGCCAUAUUGCAAUACGGAAGAGAGGCGCCAUUUUGCAUCACGGAAGAUUUGCUGUCUCUUCCUCUCCAACAGGGCGCCGCCAUUUUAGAUUACGGAAUUCCUGGCCCCCCCUCAAUGGUGGAGGUUCUCCACUAGGGCGCCGCCAUUUUGGGUUACGAACGAAACGGCAGCCCACAGGGGUCCUCACCCUCCCUUCGUUUAGGUGUCUUCAUAAAAUGCCCGCUGAGAAUCCCCUCUUUUUUCGCCCCGCUCUCAAGAUGGCGUCGAUGCGGGAGAGCGACACUGGCCUGUGGCUACACAACAAGCUGGGCUCCACGGACGAGCUGUGGGCGCCGCCGAGCAUCGCCUCGCUGCUCACGGCCUCGGUGAUAGAUAACAUCCGCCUCUGCUUCCACGGCCUCUCCUCAGCCGUCAAGCUCAAACUGCUGCUGGGGAUGCUGCACCUGCCCCGCCGGGCGGUGGAUGAGAUGAAAGGUGCACUGACUGAAAUUAUCCAGCUCGCUACCUUGGAUUCAGACCCCUGGGUCUUAAUGGUAGCUGAUAUUUUAAAAUCCUUUCCAGAUACUGGCUCCCUUAACCUUGAUCUUGAAGAACAGAAUCCCAAUGUUCAAGAUAUUUUAGGAGAACUUAGGGAAAAAGUAAGUGAAUGUGAAACAUCAGCUAUGUUGCCGUUGGAGUGCCAGUACUUAAACAAAAAUGCCUUGACAACACUAGCUGGGCCACUUACUCCCCCAGUGAAACACUUCCAGCUGAAAAGAAAACCCAAAAGUGCCACUCUUCGAGCAGAACUCUUGCAGAAAUCAACAGAAACCGCACAACAGCUCAAGAAGACUGCAGGAGUGCCUUUCCAUGCCAAAGGGAGGGGGCUGGUCAAAAAAAUAGAUACAACAACCCCGCUCAAAGGAAUACCAAAACAAGCUCCAUUCAGGAGUCCCACAGCACCUAGUGUAUUUAGCCCUGCUGGAAACAGAACCCCUAUACCUCCUUCAAGAACACCUCUGCGCAAAGAAAGAGGAGUGAAGCUACUAGAUAUCUCAGAGUUGGAUAUGGUUGGUGCUGGUCGUGAAGCAAAGAGAAGAAGGAAGACUUUAGAUACAGAAGUGGUGGAAAAACAAGCCAAAGAGGAAACAGUAGUGGAAAAUGCAACUCCAGAUUAUGCUGCUGGCCUUGUGUCUACCCAGAAACUUGGCCCUCUGAACAAUGAGUCUGCACUACCUUCUACAAGCUAUUUGCCUGCAACCCCCAGCGUGGUUCCAUCUUCCUCCUAUAUCCCAAGCUCCGAAGUGCAGCCAGCUGGAUCUGUGCGAGAGGCCAUACAGACUAACAGGCAACCCGAAGAGCCUACAGCUCCAAACACUACUCCUCUUCCUGCUCAGUUCAAACAACGAACACCCAUGUAUAACAGUAACUCAAAUCCAGCUGCAGCCACACCUACUUCACCCCUAACACCUACUACACCUCCUGCCAUUUCCCCUGCCGCACAACCUCCACAAGUAGCCCCCCAAACUCUGCAGCAGCCGCCACCCAAGAAAAGCCUUUCUCUCACGAGGGAGCAAAUGUAUGCCGCACAGGAAAUGUUCAAGACUGCAAACAAAGUUACCAGGCCAGAAAAGGCUCUUAUCCUUGGGUUCAUGGCAGGAUCCAGAGAGAAUCCUUGCCAAGAGCAAGGCGACAUCAUUCAGAUUAAACUUAGCGAGCAUACAGAAGUUUUACCAAAGGCCGAUGGCACUGGGAGCACCACCAUGUUAGUUGACACAGUCUUUGAAAUGAACUAUGCUACGGGCCAGUGGACCAGACUCAAGAAGUACAAACCUAUAACUAAUGUUUCCUAAGAGAUUCAGUAACAACAAACUGCGGACCAAACCAAGACUAGAAUCAGCCAGCUCCUGUAGAGUGCGUCAGUUGUACAAAAUGGCAUUCGUGUGUAGGUUUCUUAUUCCCUUCCAGAAGACACAUUUUGGCUAUCCAAACUAACUGGGCUCAGGUGAAUGCAGUAUGAAGAUACUGUCAAACUGACAGAUUUUUUUUUUUUUUUAAGGUGGCGGGAAAGUUAACAUUUGUUCUGUGAUUCAAGGUGCCAGAAAUUGAGAUCACAGCUGAAAAUUUGCUUUUCGCUUUGAGAGCAUUUCAGUUCCAAGCACUGAGGAAAGGACAAUUACAGAAUCACAGUUUACUGCUAAGCAAGGGCACAGAUUUUAUUGCAGAAAUAUUUACUUGGACUACAUGGGUUCCAUCUACAUAUGGACACUUGCACCACCACAGGUAUUUGCAGUUAUUCCUGCAAUUUAAUUGCAGUAAAUCUAACUACUGCGAGUGGUAGAUGUCUAAUGGCACCCACUGUGUGUUUAGCUUGUCUUUUCCAGGGUCAUAGGGUGGGUUUGAGAAGCUUUGUUAAUCUUGCUGUAUUGCGAAUAUUAAUGCCCAGCAAGAGUUAAUUUGUAAUCAAUUGAGAUGGAGGGGAACUGAAUAUCUUAACCUUUUAUGCAGCAAAAUUUAUAAUUUUCUUUAGUGUCAAACUUAAGAUUGCCAAAAAAAAUUCCCACCUUGCUUAUGGGCUGCUUAGGGAUUAUAGCUCUUUGCUACCACGUGAGGUGCACAGUGGAGAUUAAUCUCUGGGUCUUGUACAGCAGGCCCCCUGGGCAACAUACCUUUCUCUUGUUCUGUGCUUACAUGCCUCUCAAGAGCAGUUGAGUGUUACGGCAGUCUUAAGAGUUGCUCUUCCAGCCACAAAGUGAGUUACUGUCCCAUCUGUGACAUUCACAUCUGUGAAUGUGGAAGGUUAGCGAGACUGCCUUUAUGGCAAAUUCUGGAUUUUUUUUUUUUUUUUUCCCCUUUUCUUCUUCAGUGCAAGUUUCACUAAGCAGCCACUGGGCACUUGAUGAUCAAGGCCUGGGCUACACACAGUUUUUGUACUGGCACAACUGUUGGGUGUGAGUUUCUUGAACACUGAUCUAGUUAUACCAGUACAACCUCUAGCAUGAAUGCGGUUAUACCAGCAUAAAGGGGUCUUGUGCUUGUAUAGCUUAUUUCCUUUCCCAUACAGGAAUAGCUAUACCGUACAUGCACACGUACCAAUAGAAUUGUACCAAACUAGGAGGAUUGUACCACUUUAACUGAACUGGUACAGUUAAAGCAGUACAACUUGUGUGUAGACCAGGCGUAAGUAGUGACUUCUGAAUUUGGCCCUUAAUGGAGACUUGCGUUAAAUGUUCAUGUUUAAAUUUCUUUCAGCCAAUCUCAUGUGUGGGGUUGCACUUGCCUGGGAAAGCAAUGCUGGGGAGGGAGAAGUACAAAGAAGUCACAUAGCAUUGUGUGAGACUGACAUGGGGCCUUGUGAUGACUCAGGGUUGGUCUUAAAAAGGAAUGUUAAUCUGUGACUUUUAGGCCAACACAAGAUCUUUUUCUUAGAUAAAAGCAAAUAUCCCCUAAGUGAUACGUCUGUUUGCCGACACGGCCUAUAGAUACUGUCAUUUAGAUUUUUAUAUUGGGCAUUUUUAUUUUCAGAUUAUCCAGCUAUGUGCCUAUCAGAACAGGGCGAGCAUUAAUGAGGAAAUGUAUUUACAACAUUUUAUUGUGAUUUGAUCAAAAGUAUGUAUAUUUGCUCCAACAAAAUUAAGGUCCAGAAUAUCCUAAAUUAACUAUUCUAACCACUUAGUGGUUGAGUUGUACUGAUGGUACCUGCAUGGAUCUUCCAUUAUCAUGAAGGAGUUGUGUGCAUAUAUCAGUGAGAGAAUGGGACUCCUCAGCAUAACUGUCACUCUGGAAAGUGCCCUCUACUUAAUUACUCCAUUUCUGCAGUGAGGUAGACUAUUUUCCAACUGAUACAAAUCAGCCAAACAAGCAACAGGAACAAGUUAAGAUGAGUGUUUUAGUUUUCAGAAUGAAUUCACUAUAAGGUGCAUUCACAAUGGUUAUAACUUCUUUGACUUAAUACAUUACAAGUGAAGGGCUAAAGUCAGAGUAUGAAAGAAGUAUUUGUCUUUUUAAAAAUGUGUAAGGAAUAAAUUGCAUUCCUUUUCAAUCUCGUUUGCUUUCAGGUUUUAAAAUAGUCCAUGUGAUAACUAGUUUUCUAUAAACUAAACCAGUGUGACACUUCGGUCUUAACUGCUACUGCUUUAAUACAUUUUGUCUUCUGCUAAUUAGAAAUUUAAUCAGAAAUUAGAUGAGGGGUUUGUUCUGUUUUAUAAGAAUCAGUGUUUAGAGGACUGGACACCUCAGGGGAUGUGCACUCCCAUCCCAAGUUACUGGUUCAAAACUCAGCCCCGUUUGGUAGUGAUCAGAAGCUGUCAUUUGAUGGCUCUUCAAUUUACAUGAGAUGAGUUGAGGUUCUCAGUCCAGUGUCUAGUGGACAUAUGUCCACAUCCCCAAAAUUCAGCUAUCAGGAGCAAGGACGAGGACUGCAUGGGCAAGGAGAUGCCCCCUCUAAGUAGUCCCUCCAGAACUCAGUUGACGCAUUAGAAUGAAGCAGGAUGGGGGAAACUUACGCUGCUGCUACCUGCUCUGUACUUACUGUAUUGAUGGACAGACUUCACUCUCCAAGCCUAUUCAGCUAAGACUAGUCAUAUGCACUAAACCCAUUAGUUUUUAAAUAAUAACAAAAUAUUUUAAAUUCAUUCUCACUAGAACUGAGACAGUUAAACAUUGCUAAAAUAAUUAGCAGUCUUAUUUUUAAAUACAAAAGCUUCUUUCUCUUGUCUGGAUCUAGCCCUAAGGACUGUAAAUUUAUUUCAACUAGCUCUGUGUAUCUAGUGUCCUUUUAAAAAACAAAAAAUGAAAUGACAGUAGCCAUUUAAAUGUUUUUAGAAUCCUUACACUGAGAAACUAAACUACAUGGAGAGCCCUGCAUCAUAGCUUGGAAACACUGAACCAGUGCUUUGAGAAGAGUACAGCUAGUGCCAGACAGCUCAGGAAACAGCAAAGCAAGCACUUGAAUUCCUGUAUAUUACUUAAUCUUUAUUUUACAAAGCCCAAAUCUGACUUCUUGAGCUUGAUAUUCUUUGUCUUAACUUUUCAGUCAUUUAGAUGCUAGGUGGAUUUUGUACAUGAGGCUCAGCAGUGCAUUGCAAAGCUAAACAGAACCCAAGUUAACUCUAGAAUGAUGUGCUGAAGCCCUCACUAACUAGGUGUGGGAGGUGCGCACGUUGUUCAGGGCUAACGUUCUUAAAAUCAGUUUUCUUGUUUCCCUUUACUGUAGCCCGACAUUCUAGGCCCUAGUCUGUGAGCCAGAACUUCACAUAUGCAUUGUGGGGCAGCUUCAGCAAACGAAUGCCCUGGGGAAUUUUACGCUGGGAGCAAGAAGGAGACCUCUUGUCUUUUUUUUUAAGGUUGCGAAAGCCCUCCCAGCCUGGUUACUGAGGGGCCACUCAGAAUUAGUUUCUUAUUUAGGAUUCUAAGGUGAAGUAUAGGAUAGAAACAGGUAACAUGGCUCCUUUCUCUCCCCCUAGCUUUCAUCUCUUCUGAGGUGAGGAAACACCUUUUCCUGACAAAGCAUUCUCAAGUAAUUCCCAUCCAACCCCCCAAAACACUGCCCAGUUCUUAGGAUGACUAACUCUGUAGUUCUGGAUCAAUGCCCUAAGGGUUCUCAGUUUUUAUUUGUAGGUUUGCUAUUAACCUUUCAGUCAAAUGAAAUAGGAUGCUGGAUGUGAUGGGGAAAAUCCUCUUUGGAGUAGUUAAUAAAAUAGGCCCAUGUGAAGUUGCUAAUUUCCCCCACUUAAUCACAUCAAAGUGCAGACCACUUACAUAGAAAGAAGCAGCUUGAUACUUUGACAUUGUAGAGCUUGAGGUUGGCUCGCACUUUCAUAGCAAGAUCUGACUAGAAAAAAGACUGAAAAAUGUUAAGCCAGAGCCCACUGGGAAUCUGGUGCCUUUAACAAGAAAUGUCAUUUUGUAAAAUGUUACAUCUAUUCUAUAGCAUAGCCCAUAUGUUUUCUAUUGUUUUUUGUACAGUUGUAAAUUCAAGAUCUUCUGUCUCCGGGUACGUAUUUUCAGUGUACUACAGUCUGUAUAAUAAAAGUUUAGAUUUUCUAAA
Molecule: messenger RNA, 6205 nt
Organism: Trachemys scripta elegans
Lineage: Eukaryota; Metazoa; Chordata; Testudines; Emydidae
Gene: NELFA
Product: negative elongation factor complex member A
Exons: 11
Coding region: 393-2009 (538 amino acids)
Biological process (GO): negative regulation of transcription elongation by RNA polymerase II
Cellular component (GO): NELF complex
Source: RefSeq, a predicted model, not a curated record